AUGGGAACAACCACGUUGGCUAGUGGAGUGGCCGCUGUUACAGCAGUGGCCGUCGUCGUUUCGUUGGUGACUGUGGUCUACAUAGUCAACGACAUCAACACCUUCUACGACGACGUCAUCUCUGAGCUCGAUGGCUUCAAGGCUACAGCACAGGAGGUGGAUCAAUCAUGCAAUUGCGGUCAACAAGCCAGUGGUUGCCCCGCUGGACCACCUGGACCACCUGGACAACCCGGACUGCCUGGAGAGAAUGGAGAGCCUGGACAGGCUGGAAGGCCAGGAAACAACGGCGGCACCGGUGGAGAUAACGGAGGCUCUGAUUGCAUCUCGUGCCCAGUUGGACCUCCAGGACCACCAGGACCUGACGGAAGCGCUGGACCACCUGGACCUGAUGGAAAUCCUGGAGCUCCUGGAGGCGGAUCUGGAGCGUCACCACCUGGACCUCCUGGACCACCAGGAGACGCUGGGCAACCUGGAAGUGAUGGUCAACCUGGAUCUCCCGGUCAACCAGGAGCACCUGGAACUAGCGGAGCAGGACAACCCGGACCACCUGGUCCUCCAGGACCAAAUGGAUCACCAGGACAACCAGGACAGGACGGCACUGGCGGUGGUGGCAGCAACGCUGGUCCACCAGGUCCACCUGGACCCAACGGAAAUCCAGGACAACCUGGAGCGCCUGGAGCACCAGGAGCGCCUGGUAUGGAUGCCACACCUGGU
Ostertagia ostertagi is the source of this 714-nucleotide messenger RNA. The record is from the annotation of a GenBank genome assembly. Lineage: Eukaryota; Metazoa; Nematoda; Chromadorea; Rhabditida; Trichostrongylidae.